CACUGCACUGCAUCCAACCUUCCCACACACACCAAAUCAUUUUCCUUACAUUCUUCCCACAAAUUUCAACAACAACAAAAUAAUCUCAUACAACACACCAAAACCACUACCACCAUACACACACACUGCUUCAAUCCCUAACAACAUUCUUCACACACACUCUAUCAUCAUCAUCAUGAUCUGAAAAAGGAAAAAAAAAACCUAUCGUGUUAUGGGGGCCUCUUUGUCGAACCUUGGAUCCAACGGUUCGACCAUCGGUCCUAGUCUCGGCGAUAUACCUGAAAAUUGUGUUGCUCGUGUUUUUCUUCAUCUUACUCCUCCUGAGAUUUGUAACUUAGCUCGUCUUAAUCGCGCUUUUCGCGGCGCUGCUUCCGCUGAUUCCGUUUGGGAAUCUAAGUUACCUUCUAACUACCAACGUCUUCUCCGUUUAAUGCCUCAACGCUUUCAGAAUCUUUCUAAGAAAGAUAUUUACGCUCUUCUUUCAAAACCGUUACCGUUUGAUGACGGUAAUAAGCAAUUGUGGCUUGAUAGGGUUACUGGUAGGGUUUGUUUGUCGAUUUCGGCCAAAGGUUUGUUGAUUACUGGAAUUGAUGAUCGGAGAUACUGGACUUGGGUUCCAACUGAAGAAUCUAGGUUCAAUGUUGUAGCAUAUUUGCAGCAAAUAUGGUGGUUUGAAGUGGAUGGGGAGGUCGACUUUCCAUUUCCUGCUGAUAGUUAUACACUCUCCUUUAGGCUUCACCUUGGACGAUUUUCCAAAAGGCUUGGCCGGCGUGUAUGCAAUUAUGAACAGACCCAUGGUUGGGAUAUAAAGCCUGUAAUAUUUCAGUUGUCAACUUCGGAUGGUCAGCAAGCAUCGUCUGAGUGCUGCUUGGAUGAAACUGAGCACGAUGAUACAUAUGGAAAUCAUAAACGAGGAUAUUGGGUUGAUUACAAGGUAGGCGAGUUUAUUGUGAGUGGAUCUGAACCUACAACUAAAGUUAGAUUCUCCAUGAAACAGAUUGAUUGUACACACUCAAAAGGGGGGCUUUGUGUAGAUUCUGUAUUUAUCAUACCUAGCGAUUUGAGAGACCGCAAGGGAGGCGGCUUUUUGAAAUGAUCACACAUAGAAUAGGAAGUUUUUUUUUUCUCCUUACCUUGGUGACGGCAAAUAUCCCAAAAUACUUUGUUGGGAUCUAUUACACAGCUACACUUGUGAAGAUAAUUUAGGAUGUAGAGGAUAUCAUCUUUUGCUGGGUUUUUUAUGUUUCUUUUUCUCAGUUGUUAUGGCACAUGUGUAGUCACUAGUUUUAUGUAAUCGGAAUUUAUGUGUAUUUAAGUAAUUCUGUUCUAAAGAUUUGUCAUGAGAUUGAUAAAGAAUGAAGAGAAAAGCUUGGCCAAUA
Trifolium pratense (red clover) is the source of this 1379-nucleotide messenger RNA. Its product is annotated as F-box protein PP2-A15. The transcript has 3 exons. NCBI's taxonomy places the organism in Eukaryota, Viridiplantae, Streptophyta, Magnoliopsida, Fabales, Fabaceae. The record is from RefSeq and is a predicted model, not a curated record. The coding region runs from base 212 to 1096 and encodes 294 amino acids. Gene Ontology annotation, molecular function: protein binding.